Molecule: messenger RNA, 1735 nt
Organism: Rhizopus microsporus ATCC 52813
Lineage: Eukaryota; Fungi; Mucoromycota; Mucoromycetes; Mucorales; Rhizopodaceae
Product: kinase-like protein
Exons: 2
Coding region: 32-1495 (487 amino acids)
Biological process (GO): intracellular signal transduction; protein phosphorylation
Cellular component (GO): cytoplasm
Molecular function (GO): protein serine/threonine kinase activity; ATP binding
Source: RefSeq, a predicted model, not a curated record
UCUCUCUUUUCUUUUCUUUUGAUUAUUUAAAAUGGCAGCAAUGUCUAAAAUAGAACCAAAGUCCACUUCAUGGAACAGUGCUUUAUCAGAUCAAAUGGUAUCUCCAUCUUCAUCAACGUCAACAGUAUCAGCACUUUCAAUAAAGAAACCAAGUCGAUUAGGAUCACUAUUUAAUAAUCACAAUAAUCAACGAUUGAAGAUGACUAAUAAUACAUCAAGAACAAUAUCAUCAUCACCACCGCCCUCUCCUUUGAAUAGACAAGAUAGUACGAGCGCUCAAAGCUCAAAGAGUAUCGAUAAUCAUCAUGACAUGUCGAUAUCACCAUCACCAUCGUCUCACCAUCGUCUCGGACGAUCCAUUGGUAGCUUUAUCUCUAGCCCUGCCACUUGGACCAAAAAGCAUUUUCAUCCGGCUGAUCAUCAUCACAGUCCUGUUAACAAUGUACCAAGACUUCAUGAGAAAUAUGGAGAAUACGUGAAGCCGAUAAAGAAAUCGAAUACCAAGGGAACAGGAGCCACCAAUAAAAAUAACAUCGCAAGUGGCGCAACAGCUGUCAUACGACUCGUCAAAUCACCUAAAGAUGGAAGUGUCUUGGCAGUCAAAGAGUUCAGAAAGAGGACAAAGGAUGAGGACGAAAAAGAGUAUCUGAAGCGUAUGCAUAAUGAAUAUUGUAUCAGUAAAACUGUCAGUGGACAUUUACAUGUAGUCGAGACGAUGGAUCUUGUGGUAGAUGAAUAUGAUAGAUGGUGUACUGUUAUGGAAUAUUGCGAAGGUGGUGACUUGUUUAACCUCUUGUUUGAAAAAUCUAACUUACCGGUCGGAGAAUGCGAUUGUCUGUUCAAACAGCUGAUGCUUGGUUUACAGCACCUUCAUCAUCUCGGUAUUGCUCAUAGAGAUAUCAAACCGGAAAAUCUCAUCUUGACAAAAGGUGGCACCUUAAAGAUUGCCGACUUUGGUGUGGCAUCUGUUGUGCAGACAUGCUUUGAAAAGGAAUCUCAUAUGUGCUACAAAUGGUGCGGAUCUGAGCCCUUCUGGUCUCCUGAGAUUUGGUCGCUCAAGAACGAUGACGAUGGCUAUGAUGGUCAAGCCUUGGAUAUUUGGAGUGCAGCCAUCACGUAUUUCUGUAUCCGGUUUCAAAAACUCCCUUUCAAUGCCGCUUUUUUCACGGGUAAACCUUCCUCCAGUCCCCCUCCUGGGGCUAUUUCCGGAUCUCCUGCCUCUGUUGCUGCUGCUGCCGCUGAUGGCGGUGAUAGCGCUUAUGGUCAGUACGUUCAACAACGUCAAGAAGGAGAUCCCGCUGAUUGCCCAUUCUGGGAUGAGUUCAAGUUGUCUGAUCAUCAUAUCAGAGAAUGUUUGGCUGGCAUGAUGGAUCCAGACCCCAAGACUCGAUGGAAAGUAGACCAAGUGUUAGAGUCGACUUGGAUGAAGAAUGUAGAAUUAUGCGUUGAUGGUGCCUUGUCUAAUGGAUGGAGACAUUAUCAUUGCUUAUCUUAAUGUAAUAUAAUAGACUUAUUUAUAUUUAUACAAACUUUACAUGCAAACACAAAUACACACAUAUACAUACACAUACAUUUAUAUCCACACAUAAUGAUUUUGGGAAUCUUGUAAAAACAAUAGCCGUCAUAAUCGAUUACAAAUCCACGUGUAAAGGCAAUAAACUGUAAUUUUUGCUUAUUUUAGAUAAAAGAAAAGGUGUGCGAAUCAAAGGAAGGUGUUAUGAGCAGAGUGUUAUCC